CGGCUGCCGAGUGGUUCAGUCCGGAGCGUCAGACUGCACGCGGUAGUUUGUUUCCACAGAGCUGGAAAAUGAGUAACAUCUACAUCCAGGAGCCGCCUACCAACGGCAAGGUUUUGCUGAAAACAACAGCUGGGGAUAUCGAUAUUGAGUUGUGGUCAAAGGAAGCACCAAGAGCUUGCCGAAACUUUGUUCAACUUUGUCUGGAAGGUUAUUAUGAUAACACAAUAUUCCACAGAGUUGUGCCUGACUUCAUUAUUCAAGGGGGAGAUCCAACAGGCACCGGGACAGGGGGCGAAUCAGUAUAUGGAAAACCAUUCAGGGAUGAAUUCCACACACGUCUGCGAUUUAUUCGGAGAGGGCUGGUUGCCAUGGCGAAUGCUGGACCUCAUGACAAUGGCAGCCAAUUUUUCUUUACACUUGGCCGUGCUGAUGAGCUUAAUAACAAACAUACUAUAUUUGGGAAGGUCACUGGAGACACAAUUUACAAUCUGCUAAGACUGACAGAAGUGGACAUUGGUGAAGACGAAAGGCCAGUUAAUCCACACAAGAUAAAGACCGGUGAGGUCUUAUUUAAUCCAUUUGAUGACAUUGUACCACGAGUAACAAAGAAGCUGAAAAAAGAGAAACAGGAGGAGGAGUCAAAGCAGGCAAAGGUGAAAGGCACCAAAAAUUUUAGUUUGCUCUCUUUUGGAGAAGAAGCUGAGGAGGAAGAGGAGGAGGUGAAUAGAGUCCGUGAGACCAUGAAGGGAAAGAGUAAAAGUAGCCAUGAUCUUUUAAAGGAUGACCCACGGCUAAGUUCUGUUCCAGCAAUUGAAAGCUCAAAUGCUUCCACAAAGUCCAACAGUGAAAGUGAUGAGGAGGGCACGAGUGAUGAAGAGGAAGUGGAUAGUGAUGAGAAGCAUCAGAUGAGAAAUCGCGUUUCCAACAAAUUGAAAAAAGACUCCAGUAAAAACGAAAACCCAUCAGUGAAAGCCGCUGAGGAUCAGCCAGAGAAGAGUAGUCGCAGUGAAGAACUACGAAAAGAAGCACGUCAGCUGAAACGGGAACUAAAUGCAGCCAAAAGAAAAAAGGAAGAUGAAGCAAAAGAGACUCAAAGCGCAAAUGAUGCCAAAGAAGCUGAAAGAACUGUGGCUAAUAGCGCUCUGGACGAAUAUCUCAAGGGGAAGGAAAAAUAUGAAGACUGCAAGAAAAAGAAUGCAGUGAAAGGCUCAUCCAGAGAGCAACAGACACUGGCUCUUCUGGACCAGUUUAAGUCGAAGCUCACCCAAGCAAUUUCUGAACCAUCCAAAGAAAAAAUAGUGUCUGAUAUAGAAGAAGAUGAUGACAAGGGAUGGAUGUCUCAUGUACUCCAGUUUGAUGAGAAGAGUCAGAAGGUAAAAGAUGCCAACAUUCAAGAUGAGGACACGUUUGAGAUUUACGAUCCAAGGAACCCAGUGAAUAAGAGGAGACGAGAGGAAAGUAAAAAGCUGAUGAAGCAGAAAAAGGAAAGAAGAUAAAUAAUUGAAUUCAGAUUAUGGCCACAACAUAAUUACCUCUGUUGAAUUA
This is a messenger RNA of Nanorana parkeri, 1545 nucleotides long. It is a transcript of the gene CWC27, whose product is annotated as CWC27 spliceosome associated protein homolog. The coding region runs from base 69 to 1496 and encodes 475 amino acids. The record is from RefSeq and is a predicted model, not a curated record. Gene Ontology annotation, molecular function: peptidyl-prolyl cis-trans isomerase activity. The transcript has 14 exons. Gene Ontology annotation, cellular component: catalytic step 2 spliceosome. Lineage: Eukaryota; Metazoa; Chordata; Amphibia; Anura; Dicroglossidae. Gene Ontology annotation, biological process: protein peptidyl-prolyl isomerization; protein folding.